Molecule: messenger RNA, 3070 nt
Organism: Metopolophium dirhodum (rose-grain aphid)
Lineage: Eukaryota; Metazoa; Arthropoda; Insecta; Hemiptera; Aphididae
Product: protein monoglycylase TTLL8-like
Exons: 5
Coding region: 257-2509 (750 amino acids)
Biological process (GO): cilium assembly; cilium movement; protein polyglycylation
Cellular component (GO): cilium
Molecular function (GO): protein-glycine ligase activity, initiating
Source: RefSeq, a predicted model, not a curated record
ACACGUUUUCGUCUGUAUAUAAUAUUAUAAUAUUCUAUAAUAUAUCAUCGCGUGUGCAUAAAUUUAUUGUAUUCGAUAAUCGCGCCCACUCCCAUGUCUCUUGUAUAACGGCGACCGAAAGCACACCGCGGAAACGCGACCGCAGCUGUGCAGAGGUCAACUACAAAUUUAUCAUACCGUAAACACAAAAUUUAUUCGCAAAUUUCAACACCAAACACAUUUCAUUCGUUUUUUGGACCGCGUUGGACACCUGUAGAUGGCCUGUAAUAACCACAAUGAACUCAAAGAAAACGGUGGCAAGAGAUCCAACAAUAAUGGCGUAUGCGGUAAGUUGUCGUCGUCGUCGUGCAAUGAGUCGGCCGAUAGGACUCGAAAGGUCACGUUGAACGUCGGCGGCGAAAAGUCGUCCAAGGGCUCAAACGCUAAGUCUUCCCGCGGAAAGUUACGUCGAGGCAAGAACUACUCGGUAGGCACCCUGGACCAGGCGAUCCGCCAGAGAAAAAUAUUUACCGCGGUGGCCAAAAUGCCGACCGAAAUUCAGACGAUGUUGAUCGAAAACGGCUGGAUCGGCAAAAUUAUGGUCGCCGACGACUGUUUCCGUCGGAACGGUACCUCCGUCGAGGUGAUAUCGCUGCACAAUAACGUUGAGCGCGUAAAAGUGGUCGUCAAACGUUACGAAUCUGGCCUGAUGUGGACGGACGCACGCAGCGGCGGCGUCAACUGGAUGACACUGCACCCGGACGUCGUGGUCAAUCGGUUCCCGAGGGACGGGAAUGCCGCAUUGAAGUUGUGUGGCCACGCUCUAGCUGGACAAUCCGAGUUCGACAACCACUACCCGAGGGCGUACCCGGCGUGCACCGAAGGUAUUCAUGCAGAGAGCUUCGUCGCGGAUUACUCGCUAACCGCUUGUGUGUCGUUACUGCGGGCAUUCGUGGACGGUGGUCAUCACACCAUGUGCGCCAAAAACGGUCAGGUUCCUCUUUCGGCACUUAACUUCGCCGCGAUUAAAUGUCACCAAUACCUAACCGACGGCAGAUCGCUAAGGGCGGCUUCGUUUCCAGGGAAGGGCGAUGUUUGGGAAAAGUUUUUUGAACAUUACUACAAGAUCGUACACGACCGACGGAAGUUCACAGUGCCGGUAGCGGCCGACGACGAGGAAGCGGCGCUGCGCUACCUGACGACGUUUAGUGGCCAGUUGGUUGACCAGUUGACAACGGUGAGGCCGCAAACGGCGAUGGACGGUUACGAGAACGUGUGGAUUGUUAAGCCUACGGUGGCCCUGCAGUGCGGCCGGCCGGUGAUGCUGAAUAAGAUCAGCGAUGUCCUUGACUGUUGCGCGCGCGUAGUUGGUGCCCACCACAUCGUUCAGAAGUAUAUCGAGACACCACUGCUGUGCGAUAACGUCAAGUCAGACGUGCACACGUGGAUCGUGCUCUCGACGCUUGAUGGUCGGCUGACUGUGUGGCUGCACCGGACGUGCGCUGUGCAACCGUACACGCACGGGUUCUCGCUGCACCCGGGCGCCACCAAGGACGGGCAUUUCCAUCGGGUCAAGUCAGGUGUACUACACGGGAUGCUGCGGCCGACGGCACUGACUUGCGGCCUCAAUCAGCUCGUCGAGACCAUACGGCAUGGCAAGAAAACGGGUAAGCAGCAGAAGAAACGGCGGCAUCAGCAGCAGAAACAGCAGCUGGCGGUGAACGACGAUGGAGAAGACAACGACGACGAUUUAUACUUGGCGGUCAAGCGGUCUGUGGGGUCGGCAAUGGCCACGGCCGCGACGGCCGGCUCGCUUGACCUGAGACCCAAUUGUUUGGAACUGUUCCGUGGCACGUUCGUCCUGGGUGAAGAUACGCGGCCGUGGCUGAUCGACAUCGUAUCGGACGAUCCGUGUCUGGACACUGACUGUAGCAAGAAAUGUGACCGGAUGGCGCCAUUGGCCGUCGUAGCGCGGAGCGUGGCCCGUGGCGUGGCCAAGAUGUUGGUGGACAGUGGUCGCGGUCGGGCCACCCGGAUAGGCAUGUUUGACAUGGUGCACGAGUGUUCGAUGCCAGUCGGCGCUGUUCCGUACGCGCCGCGACCAUUCGCCGAGUCCGCGCCCACAUCCGCCGCGUACAAGUUGCUGGCCAGCAGGAUCGAUCGACCGCGCAGCCACGUGUCCACACAAGCUUCGCGCAGUCACGCCCGUCACCAUCACCACUGGUGGGACGACAAUUCCAUCAGCACGUACGUGCAGACGGUUAGUGUGGACGACGUGCAGGAUAAACCUCUAACACCCUCACCGGCGGCCGGUGUGAAGGUGGAAGCGGUGUCAGUAGACGAUGCAGAGCUGUGCUCAGCAGACGAUGUGGAGUUUGGGUCGUCCGAAAACCACAACCUUUGCGGCCCACGCAAAACCUGUCGUUGCUCGAAGCUAUUCAAAAAGUGUAAGACGAAAAUCUCGUCUGUGCAAAAGAUUUGCAAGUCCAUCAUACGCCGAGACCGCAACAACAACAGUCGAAAAGCGUGACGAAACUCAGUUUUUGCAGCGACGACCGUUAAAUGAGUUUGUGCGGGCUGAAAAUGUCAUGAUUUUCGGAUCGUCUGCAUCGUCUGCUGCCCAACUAGCUGCAGACAGGUCACCGGUUAAACUGAAGUCGCAGUUCAUCACGUCGUCCCACUGGUCGUCUCGGAUUUUAAAGAAUUUAACUAUCAAAAGCAAAACUGAUUAGACUGAUAUCAAGAACCAAGAGCACGAUCAAUUAAAAUUAACACGCACAUUAUAGAAAUGUUAAAUGCAAUUUAUUAACAAAGUGUGUAAAAGAACUUUGAAGUCUUUAAAGUUUAACCCAAUGUGAAUGUACUAAUAUAUAAUUUCUUUACAGUUUACCUACUUCAGUAUUUACUCGUAGGUCGGACAUCGGUUAGUGAUAAACAUUAUUCGCGCUUUGUUGUUUCAACAAAUAAUAUAUUACAGUUGUGUAUGUUAUAAUUUACACGUCAAAAAUCAGUGGUUAAUUUCUUCAGAUGCCUAUUAUUCUGUUGAAAUAAAUAAAAAUAUACUCAUAAAUACGAGAAAUAAGAAACAACA